Podarcis raffonei (Aeolian wall lizard) is the source of this 3734-nucleotide messenger RNA. RefSeq names its product zinc finger protein 91-like. Gene Ontology annotation, molecular function: RNA polymerase II cis-regulatory region sequence-specific DNA binding; DNA-binding transcription factor activity. Gene Ontology annotation, biological process: regulation of transcription by RNA polymerase II. The record is from RefSeq and is a predicted model, not a curated record. Lineage: Eukaryota; Metazoa; Chordata; Lepidosauria; Squamata; Lacertidae. The transcript has 4 exons. The coding region runs from base 297 to 3203 and encodes 968 amino acids.
GGAGAAACUUCUCCUUCCUCGCCAGAGUCACCUGACUUCCGGCUUCAUCAGCGGAGAUAAAAUCGGGGCUUGCAAAGGAGGGAGGGAAGGGGUCUGCUUCGUCCUAAUUAAGCCUCCUAAUUAAGCGGGGUGCCUCCCAGGCGGGGGCUCCUAUUCCUGCCCCCGCUGCCCAGGGUCGCUGCAGCUGCUGCCGCGUCAGGAUUUUGGGGGAGGAAGAUGAUGGUCAGAAUUCUACGUAGAGGUCUGUGAAAUCAGUGGGAAGAGCAGAGAAGCCAUUUAAAUGCAGGGAAUGUGGAAUGUGCUUUAGUCACUGUGGAAGAAUGAGGAUACACCGACGAAUAAACACGGGGGAGAAACCGUUUGAAUGCAUGGAGUGCGGAAAGAGCUUCACUCAAAGUGGUAAACUUAGAAUACAUCAACGAACUCACACGGGGGAGAAACCAUUUAAAUGUAUUGAAUGUGGAAAGAGCUUCAGUCAAAACGGAGACCUUAGAAUACAUCAACGAACUCACACAGGGGAGAAACCAUUUAAAUGUAUUGAAUGUGGAAAGAGUUUCAGUCGUAGUGGAGACCUUAGAAUACAUCAACAAACUCACACGGGAGAGAAACGGUUUAAAUGUAUUGAAUGUGGAAAGAGCUGCAGUCGUAGUGGUCACCUUAGAAUACAUCAACGAACUCACACAGGGGAGAAACCAUUUAAAUGCAUUGAAUGUGGAAAGAGCUUCAGUCAAAGUGGGACACUUAGAAUACAUCAACAAAUUCACAUAGGGGAGAAACUAUUUAAAUGUAUUGAAUGUGGAAAGAGCUUUAGUCAUAGUGGAGCCCUUAGAAUACAUCAACGUACUCACACGGGGGAGAAACCGUUUCAAUGUAUUGAAUGUGGAAAGAGCUUCAGUCAAAGUGGAAAACUUAGAAUACAUCAACAAACUCACACGGGGCAUAAACCAUUUAAAUGUGUUGAAUGUGGAAAGAGCUUCAGUCAAAGUGGAAACCUUAGAACACACCAACUAACUCACACAGGGGAGAAACCAUUUAAAUGCAUUGAAUGUGGAAAAAGCUUCAGUCAAAGUGGAGCCCUUAGAAUACAUCAACGUACUCACACGGAGAAACCAUUUAAUUGUAUGGAGUGUGGAAAGAGCUUUAGUCAAAGUGGAGGCCUUAGGAAACAUCAGCUAACUCACACAGGGGGGAAACCACAGAUGUUAAGGCAACGAGCAUCUGUUCCCUAUACUCUAAGCCCAGGUUCCCUCCCUCCUCUCCCCAUUGGCUGGGUACUGCAAUUAUCCCGCCCCCGGAAAUACCUGCCUCCCUGGCGGGGGCUCCCAUUCCUGCCCCCGCUGCCCAGGGUUGCUGCCACCAUAGCCAGGAUUUCGGGUGAGGAAGACGAUGGUCGGAAUUCUACGGAGCCGUCUGUGAAUUUAUUGGGAAGAACAAAGAAACAGUUUAAAUGCAAGGAAUGUGGAAUGUGCUUUAGUCACUUUGGAAGUCUGAGGAUACACCAACAAACUCACACAGGAGAGAAUCCAUUUAAAUACAUGGAGUGUGAAAAGAAUUUCAGUGAAAGUGGAGACCUUAGAAUACAUCAACAAAAUCACAAUGGGGAGAAACCGUUUAAAUGCAUUGAAUGUGGAAAGAGCUUCAGUCGUAGUGGAGACCUUAGAACACAUCAACGAACUCACACGGGGGAGAAACCAUUUCAAUGCACUGAAUGUGGAAAGAGCUUCAGUGAUAGAGGAGCCCUCAGAACACAUCAACGAACUCACACAGGGGAGAAACCCUUUAAAUGUAUUGAAUGUGGAAAGAGCUUUAGUCGUAGUGGAGCCCUUAGAAUACAUCAACGAACUCACACGGGGGAGAAACCAUUUAAAUGCAUUGAUUGUGAAAAGAGCUUCAGUGAUAGAGGAGCCCUCAGAACACAUCAACGAACUCACACAGGGGAGAAACCGUUUAAAUGCAUUGAAUGUGGAAAGAGCUUCAGUUGUAGUGGUCCCCUUAGAAUACAUCAACGAACUCACACAGGGGAGAAACCCUUUAAAUGUAUUGAAUGUGGAAAGAGCUUUAGUCAAAGUGGAGACCUUAGAAUACAUCAACGAACUCACACGGGGGAGAAACCGUUUAAAUGCAUUGAAUGUGGAAAGAGCUUGGCUUCUAGUAGAGCCCUUAGAAUACAUCAACGAACUCACACGGGGGAGGAACCGUUUAAAUGCAUUGAAUGUGGAAAGAGCUUGGCUUCUAGUGGAGCCCUUAGAAUACAUCAACGAACUCACACGGGGGAGAAACCGUUUAAAUGUAUUGAAUGUGGAAAGAGCUUCAGUGAUGGAGGAGCCCUCAGAACACAUCAACGAACUCACACAGGGGAGAAACCCUUUAAAUGUAUUGAAUGUGGAAAGAACUUCAGUCGUAGUGGAAACCUUAGAAAACAUCAACAAACUCACACGGGGGAGAAACCAUUUAAAUGUAUUGAAUGUGGAAAGAGCUUCAGACGAAAUGCAGCCCUUAGAAUACAUCAACGAACUCACACAGGAGAGAAACCAUUUGAAUGUAUGGAAUGUGGAAAGAGCUUCAGUUGUAGUGGAGACCUAAGAACACAUCAACGAACUCACACGGGGGAGAAACCGUUUAAAUGCAUUGAAUGUGGAAAGAGCUUCAGACGAAAUGCAGCCCUUAGAAUACAUCAACGAACUCACACAGGAGAGAAACCAUUUGAAUGUAUGGAAUGUGGAAAGAGCUUCAGAGAAAAUGCAGCCCUUAGAAGACAUCAACGAACUCACACAGGAGAGAAACCAUUUGAAUGUAUGGAAUGUGGAAAGAGCUUCAGUUGUAGUGGAGACCUCAGAACACAUCAACGAACUCACACGGGGGAGAAACCGUUUAAAUGCAUUGAAUGUGGAAAGAGCUUUAGUCGUAGUGGAGACAUUAGAAUACAUCAACGAACUCACACGGGGGAGAAACCGUUUAAAUGUAUUGAAUGUGGAAAGAGCUUCAGUCAAAGUACAAACCUUAGAAUACAUCAGCAAACUCAUACAGGGCAGAAAACAUUUAAAUGUAUGGAGUGUGGUAAGAGCUUCACACAGUGUGGAGACCUUAAUAUUCAUAAGCGAAUUCACCCAGGUGAAAAGCCAUAUCAAUGUAUGCAAUGUUCCAUUCAAGUUUCACUCUUUACUUCACAUCAAGAAACUCAUAAAGGCGGAAAUGAAUUUUAAAUGCAUGGAAUCCGUUUGAUGUUUUGGUGUUUGUAUUUAAAUUUGUAUACACAUAUAUAUGUAUUAAAGUAAUGAAGGUCACAUAUACUAAAUGUAGACAAGAAGUUGGAAGUUGUUGCUAGAUAAACGGGGAGAGUGUGAAUCUGGAAUGCUCAAGGUGUGUGAUGAAUCUGUUGAGUUUUGACCUCCGCCCUUCAAUGCCAAAAUGAUGGGCUGCCCUUGUCUUGUGGAUCAGCAUCUGUCUGCUUUAGGGAAAUGGGGUACCUCAGAUGUUGGGAAACAACGCCCAUAAGUCUCAGCCCAUAUGGCCAAGAAUGAUGGGAGUUGUAGUUCAAAAACUCAAGGGUGGAAAAUCUCACGUUUCUUAGAACUUUCCUUUAUGAAUAAUUAUAGGUAAAACUUUUGUUGAUACAGAGCUCAUUUUUUAUUCCAGGAGCAGCUGGUCACUUCUGCUUUAUAAACAAAGCCAAAUAUAUUGACACACUUUACAUUAAAACCAAAUUUUAGAACAGAGACAAACUUUUUUUUAAA